This is a messenger RNA of Adineta steineri, 1602 nucleotides long. The record is from the annotation of a GenBank genome assembly. NCBI's taxonomy places the organism in Eukaryota, Metazoa, Rotifera, Eurotatoria, Adinetida, Adinetidae.
AUGGAGAAAAAACAUGUGAAACAUGGCGUAGAACAAUUACUUAAAGCAGCAGUUAAUUUAUCACAAUUUGCAAUGGUUACGUCAACACCUCCAGUAUUCCCAUCUUCAAUUCUUAAAUCAUCAAAUGAUACAAAUAUCAAUUCCAAAUGGUCAAAUGAUAUUUCAACAGUUGAUAAAUAUAAUUGGUUAUUACAUAUUAUGUAUGGUCGUAGUGAAUAUGAUCGUAUUCAACAAUUUAUACGUAUUCAAUCAUUUAAAAGUACUUAUAUGACAUAUAUUCAAGCUCUUGUUUAUCGACAAGAAGGACGUAUUGUUGAUGCACUUGAUUAUUUUCAAAAAUGUGUCAUUGAAGAACCAUCUUUAAUACAUAUUAAACAAGUAGGUAAAUCAUUAGCAUUACUUGGACGUUAUCGAUUAGCAAUUGAUGUAUAUAAAGAUGCAUUAAAACAUGCAAAAAAUGAUUGGGAUAUAUUAUAUAAUAUAGGUUUAAAUUAUUUUCAUUUAAAUGAAUUAACGGAAGCAAAACGAUAUUUUUUACAAGCCUUACAAGUAUCAGAAAUCCAAGAAGUUUCAUAUUUAUCACUUGGGAAAAUGUAUUUACUCGAUAAUGAACGUGAAGAAGCUGAAACAGUUUUUCAACGAGGUGCAAAUCGUAAUCCAGAAUCACCAACACUUUUUACUGAACUUGGUCUUAGGGCAUUUGCAAAAGCAAAUUAUACAAAAGCAUUUGAAUGUUUUGGUACAGCCCUUACAUUUGCUCCAACAUAUAUACCUGCUUUAAUGGCAGCAUGUCAAGUUAUUCAAAAACAUGGUGAUGCCGAUGUUGCACUAUCGAAAUAUCGUAUAAUUUAUAGACAAAAACCUGAAUGUGCACAAGUAUGGAAUAAUAUUGGCAUGUGUUUUUUUUCAAAGAAAAAAUAUGUUGCUGCUGUUAGUUGUUUAAAACGUGCAAAUUAUUUAGCACCAUUUGAAUUAUAUGUUUUAUAUAAUUUGGCACUUGUACAUUUACAUUUACAACAAAAUGCAUCAGCUGCUAUAUUCCUUCAAUCCGCUAUUAGACUUGAUAAAAGACAUGCAGCAAGUUAUGCAUUAUUAGGUAUAGCUUUAUCGAAAUUAAAUGAUACUGACAAUGCUUUACGAGCUUUUACAUAUUCUAUCAAACUUGAUCCAACAGAUCCAAUAGCUUUACUUAAUUUAGCGAUUUUUCAAAAGAAUACAGGUGUUUCACAAUCAAGUAUUGAUAUAACACUUACACAAUUUCAUCAAUAUUAUACACAACGAGUCGCAGUGACGAAUCAAAAAGAAAUUGAUAAAUCGAUGUUAGAUGUUGCUGCUAAACUACAAAAUUUACCAUCAUUCGCUCCUCAAAAUAAUGAAAUAGUUGUUGUGCCACCACAACCAACUAUUUUAUUUUCUCCUAAUAAGCCAGUUAUUGAAGAUUCAAUGAAUUUAUCAAAGUCAAAUCCUCACGAAUUAUCUGCUUUAAGAACAAAAACUUAUGAAGAUAGACGAUUUAGACAAAAACAAAGCCAACAUCAACCAAUAACAUCAUUAGACAAUACAGAUUUCGAACAAAAUGAACCGUUAAAUUUUAGUUUAUAA